AUGUCGUCAAACAAUACAAUUGAAAAUUCCAAAAACACUGAUAUGCUUACUCGAAGUUAUUCAGACCGAAGUAAUGAUCGAAACAGAGAUACCAAUAGUAAUCGAGAGCGAGAUUAUGAUGGAUUGAAGCAACAAUGUGAUAAAGCAAUGCACGAGUUGAUGAUGUUAAAACGGCAACACAGUGAUACAGUUAGGAGAUAUGAUCAAACAAGAAAAGAAUUAGAUUAUUAUCGAGGUCAAAAUCAAGUUAUGAUGAACCAAAUUGAACAGGCUGCUCAAGAAUCAUCUUCAUUGCGUGCCAAAUUAGCUGUUGAAAAACAAAUUUUGGAUAGAUCUCAACAGGAUAUUCCCGAAGAUGAUACGGCAAGUGGGGAUUCACUUAAUGAUCACUUUAUGUCUUAUGAUUCAAGAUUAGAAGAUUAUGAAGCUUUAAGAAAGAGAUAUGAAGACUUACGUACUAAUCAUUCUGCAGCUGUUGAUAAAAUGGAUAUGAUGAAAGAUGAAAUUAAUCAACUUAAAAAACAAUGCAACGAAUUAUUUAAAGAACGAGAUAUAGCUCUUCGAGAAAGAGAUGGGCUGAAACAACAGUGUACAGCUGCAAUUCGUCAAUGGGAUUUAACUCUUCGAGAACGUAAUGAUCUUCAAGAAGCUAUACAAAAAGUUCAACAACAACAUGAGGAAGCUGUUAAGGAAAUGAAAGCAGCUGUUGCUUAUAGUGUAAAAAGUAGCAAGGAACUUAAAGAAUUAAAUAAAGCUCAUGAUGCUGCUGUUAAAGAAUAUAGACUUAUUAUGAGUGAACGUGAUAGUGUGCAUAAUGAACUUGAAAAGCUCUCGGAAGAUUUAUCUCAAGCUUACAAUAAAAAUAAAGCAUUAGAAAAUGAAAUAAAAACUUGUAGAGAAGAAAAAAGACCUCUACUAUUACAUGUCGAAUCCUUAAAGCGUGAAAUAUCAUCAGCAUUACAUGACCGAGAUAAGGCACUUAAAGAAUGUAAUGAUUAUCAAGAAAGAUUUGGAGAAAUAACAGCCAAAAAUGAAUCUCAGAGGGAGUUUAAAAGUCAUUUUGAUUAUGGCUUUAUUAGAGAAAGGGAAAAUCGAAAUAAUUCACGAGAACAAGUAGCUUCUUUAGAUUUAUUUAACUCAUGUCAAAAAGAACGUAUGGAUAAUUUAGAUCAAGCGAAUCAGGAAAUUGAACGUUUAAGAAAAUUAGCUGAUAAAUAUCAUGCAGAAUUAGAUGAGUCAUUGGAAGAAGCAGAAGUGUCUAAAAGACGUCGUGAUUGGGCUUUCAGUGAACGAGAUAAAAUUGUGUUAGAACGUGAAAGUAUACGAACACUUUGUGAUAGUUUAAGAAAACAGCGAGAUGAUGCUGUUAGCAAAUUAGCUCGUGCUAUGAGAGAUUGUGAUGAUAUAAUGAAACAAAAGAGUGAUACUGCUAAGGAACUCAAUGAUCUUAAGGAAAAAAUGGAAGCUCAAUUGGAAAAAGAAGCUCGUUUGUUACAGUUACAAGCAACUGGUCGAUACAGCCAAGACUCUGCCAUUGACACUGAUCUCCAAGAUUGGGACACUGAAAUUUUAAAUAUUGAUUUAGGUGUCCUAGGAUCAAAUGAAAACUUAGGUAUUGAUUUACUAGGUGGUAGAGAUGACCCUUUGUAUCCCAACGAUAAUGCAAUCUAUAUAUCAUCUGUCAAUAAAGGAAGUAUAGCAGCAAGGAAACUAAGAGUAAAUGACUGUAUACUAAGAGUGAACAGUCUUGAUUGUACCUCAAUUAGUAAGCGAUUGGUUUUGGAGACUAUAAGAUCAUUGAGUAGUGCUACAUUAGUCAUAAGACGAAGAAAACCUGCUUCUCCUUCUAGGAGUCUUUUCACUACUCAAUUACAAGUAAAUAAUUAUGAUCAUGGAAUUUCAUUAGAAACUGGUAUAUACAUUAAUAAAAUAACCCCAGGAUCUCUAGCUGCUAAAGAUGGAAAUAUAGAUGUUGGUGAUAGAGUAUUAAGUAUUAAUAAUACUUCAGUAGAUAAUAUAAAAAAUUCAAGAGAAGCUAUGUUAUUACUGCAUGAACCUGGUGAUGUGCUAACUAUUACAACAAUGAAAUCAACUUAUUGUGCUGGAAAUUGUGGUUCUGGACCUAACCGUGAUAUUUAUAAAAAAUAUACUAAUAGUACAACACAAACAGAUAAAUCUAGUUACUCAAGAUAUCAAGAAUCUUAUCAGAAACCUCAAUAUAUUCAAUCCAGAAGAGUGAUACUUGAUGUGCCAGAAAAACCUCACAGAAAUCCUUCGCCUGUCAACAACUCUAUCUCUGAGCGAGAUCAAGAAGAUGCUAUAGCAGAGUUAGAUUCUGUAAUUGAUGCUUUCAGACCUCAUCCUGCACCUACUACUACUAAACAUUCUAGUCGUCAUAGGAAAUCUAAAGAAUUAGAUAAAAAUGGUGGUACUUGGCCAAAAGCAAGAAGUGGUCCUGUGAUUGAACAUGGAACUGGUACAAUACUUCAUCCUCGUAAAAACAAAGAACGAUUACCUUUGUCAGUUCUUUUAAAUAAUCCUCCGUCCUGGUCAUCACAAAAUAAUUCAAAAACUGAUACUUCAUCUAUAGACUUUUCUGUCAGAUCUGGUAAUACAGGAAGAGAUGUAAUGGAGUAUUAUGCUAAAAAAAAAAUUGGUAAGUAUACCAAUAGUGAUACUGAAAGUAAUGCUGGGGAUGGUCCAACAGUAAGACCUGCAUCACAUAUGUAUGGACCACCAUCCACUAGUGCUCAUCAUUUUUUUACACCACAAUAUACUAGAUAUUCUCAACCAUCACCAUCUCAUAGCGGAGAAUCAAUUCUCUAUUGCUUUGAACCUCCUUAUAGUCAUGUGUCACAAUUUCAUCAUAGUCACUCACCAUCGGUUGAUGUACAUUAUAAUAGACAUACAACUAGAUCUCCUCAUCGCAUAAUGAAUAACAUUGGUUAUCGUGGUGAAGACAUGCCUGAAUCAUAUCACAGUUAUGAAGUUGGUACAUUUCCUAGAAAAAGGGAAAAUCCCAGAUUUAGAAUACCUUCCAACCCAAGUGUCACAAGUAAAAGUAGUGGUGGUGCAGGUAUCUCCACAGGAAGCAUUGAUAGAUCUGUAUGUAGUGAAAGGGACAGUCCCAUGCCUACUUUUACAGUAGAAGUUCUUAAUCCUGGACAAAUUACUAUGCCAGCCAAUAAGCGACAGUCAUUACCAGAAUAUGGUUGGACAUCAAAGUAUGUAAAGAAACCAUUAUUAAGAGGUGUAGGAAGUGGUCCAAUAACCGGAGAAUUGAGAUGGAUAACUAUAGAGAAAUCUGUUGAACCACUUGGAAUUCAAAUAUCUUGUGUUGAUAGUGGUGGAGUUUUUGUAUCUACUGUUAGUGAAUCAAGUGUGGCAUCUAAAGUUGGUCUACAAGUUGGUGAUCAAUUACUAGAAGUGUGUGGAAUAAACAUGAGAAGUGCAACUUAUCAGCUAGCUGCAAAUGUUUUACGACAAUGUGGAAACUCAAUUACCAUGCUAGUUCAAUAUAAUCCUGAAAAAUACCAGGAACUAGAAGGUGCUGAAAGUUCAACUAGUAGUCGUUCAGAAACACCAACACCAUGUAACUCACCUACUGUUAAUAGAAAAGCUAUUGCUGGUUCAGUUAUAACUCACGGUAUGGCUACAUUAACUCGCCGAAAGAGUGAUCGAAAUUCAGAUCGAAGUUUGAGAGCUUAUGAGCCACGUUAUUUCAUUAUGGAAACAAGAAAAUGUAGUAAUUUGGGAAUAAGUCUGGUUGGUGGAAAUGCAGUCGGAAUCUUUGUACAUAGUGUGACUGUGAAUUCAUUGGCAUAUGGUGCAGGUUUACGUACUGGUGAUCGUAUUCUUGAAUAUAAUGGAACAGAUUUAAGAGAAGCAACAGCUGAAGAAGCAGCUUAUGAAUUAGCUAAGCCAGCUGAAAAAGUCACAGUUCUUGCUCAAUAUUCGAUUGACAAAUAUAAUGAAAUCAAAGAUAAGCCUGGUGAUAGCUUUUUCAUACGAGUACUAUUUGACCGAACAAUUGAUUUAGUUGAUUUACCUAAUAACACUUCUCAAUUACAAUUUCAUAAAGAUGAUGUUCUUUAUGUGGAUAAUACAAUGUUUAAUGGAGUUCCGGGAAAUUGGAGAGCUUGGUUCGUUGAUCACAAUGGUUAUAAGCAACAAUGUGGAAUUAUACCUAGCAAAUAUAAAGUUGAAGAAGAACUUUUAAUUAGACGUAGUGGCAGUGAGUUAGAAGGUGAUGCAAGACGUGCUACAAGACGUAGUUUCUUCAGGCGUAAAAAGCACCAACGUAGCAAUUCCAAGGAAUUGGCUAGUUUUUCAAAUAUUAACUUGGGAUGGUAUAGUAGUGACUCUGGUACUUUACAUGAUGACUCUCUUGUUAUUGCUUCUUACCAAAGAGUAAUCAGAUUAAAUUCUGAACCAAGCAUUCGUCCUGUGAUGGUAGUUGGACCUCUUGCAGAUUGCGUAACUGAUAAAUUAAUAGCAGAUUUUCCAGAUUUAUUCAUGCGUUAUAUACCAGAAGCUAAACACUGUUCUCAAGCAUCAAUGGAAAAAGGAGUUGCUGAUAGUCUGUUCAUAGAUUAUCGGAAAAAAGGGUCGGUUUAUGAAUGUGUUUCUGUCUCUGGACUUAAAGAGGCUUGUAGCAAAAAUUGUCAUUGUAUAAUUGACAUUGGUCUUACUAGUGUAGAAAGGCUUCAUCGUCAUCAUAUAUAUCCUAUUGUUUUAUUAAUUAAGUUUAAAUCUACUAAACAAGUAAAAGAAGCUAAAGAUUCAAGAUCAUCUCAUGAUAAAAUUUCUGCUAAAGCAGCUAAAGAAAUGUAUGAACAUGCGUUAAAGUUAGAGUCUGAAUAUCGACACUAUAUUUCUGCCAUUAUACCAGCUGGAGUUAAUGUGGCUUAUAUGUGUACACAAAUUAAAGCGGCAGUCGAUUUAGAACAAAGUAAAACACUUUGGGUUCCUUCACCAACACCACUUUAAAAAUAAAGUCUUCCACGAUUCAUUGUUCCGUCCAAAAAAAAUUAGUUUAAUUAUCAUUAUUAUUAUUUUUUAUUAUUAUUAUUAUUAUUGAUAUUAUUGCUAUUUAACUAAUCUGGGUAAUAAUAUUAAAUUAUAUAUUGUAUUACCCUUAUACAUUGGUUGGUUGUUGGUCUUUUUUAUGUUAAUUUUGUUUUGUGUUGCUUGUAACAAAUUUAAUGCAUAACGCAUUAUAAACAGUACUUAGUGAUAUAAUACACAUUUAC
This is a messenger RNA of Sipha flava (yellow sugarcane aphid), 5252 nucleotides long. It is a transcript of the gene Dlg5, whose product is annotated as disks large homolog 5. The record is from RefSeq and is a predicted model, not a curated record. Lineage: Eukaryota; Metazoa; Arthropoda; Insecta; Hemiptera; Aphididae. The coding region runs from base 1 to 4989 and encodes 1662 amino acids. The transcript is spliced from 20 exons. Gene Ontology annotation, molecular function: protein binding.